Molecule: messenger RNA, 522 nt
Organism: Salvia splendens (bonfire salvia)
Lineage: Eukaryota; Viridiplantae; Streptophyta; Magnoliopsida; Lamiales; Lamiaceae
Exons: 1
Coding region: 1-522 (173 amino acids)
Source: RefSeq, a predicted model, not a curated record
AUGUCAGGUGAAGAAGCCUCUAGUCCUUUUUAUAUUUCUUCUGAUUCUGAGUCUGAAGGGGUUCCUUUUGCCGAUGUUGCUGCUCCUAUGGCGGGGCAAGAUGAUAUAUUACGCACCAUGGCAACUGCAAUGCAACAGAUUGCUAGAAAUGUGCCACCAAGUCAAUCUUCCAUCCUUAAACAGAUGAAUGAAUAUCAUGCUGAAGAAUUCAGAGGUAAACUAGAUGAUAAUCCAACCAAGGCUGAGUACUGGUUGGAACAGUUAGAGCGAAUAUUCGGCUGCAUGACUUGUACAUCAGAUGAAAAGUUACAGGGUGCAACUGUACUUUUGAAAGAAGAGGCUCACAGGUGGUGGGCCAGUGUGGCUCGCGCUACUCUUCCAGAGAUGUUGACGUGGGAUUUCUUUCUGAGUAAAUUUCGUGAAAGCUAUGUUGGGGAACAGUACAUAGAAGACCGAAGACAAGAAUUUCUACAGUUAGUUCAAGGUAGAAGGACUGUUCAACAGUACGAGAUUGAGUUCUGA